GUCUGCUCAACUCUUUUAAUCUGGCUGUCCGGUCGGUCCUUGAAGCAAAAGAAGAGAAAUUACCAUCUUUCUAUUUCCACACUGCUGGCAUUUAUCUAUCUAUUUCCUUCCGAGUCUUGUUCACUUUUUCUGCGAGUUGAACCUGUGCCUUAUGAUCUAUCUUCAGUGGGCUUAAAUUAUUGGCAGGAAUUAAUUUGUGGUGUCCAAUAUCUUGGACUAUCAGAUGGAACACUCGAAGCAAGCCAUCUCAUUUGCACAAAAUUUCUCGGCUCAUUAUCUUGCUAUACGUACUUUACAACUUGACCCCUUUGAAUAUCAAUGUCGGCAUUCCUAAUCGUGGUGGCGAUGCAAAUUCUUCAAAAGUCACUGAAUCUAAAUCAUUUGUAUGGGACAAGUGGAGAAGAAAGAGAUGAUCAAAUGUUCGUUGAGGCACUUCUUCAGCUCUUAUGGCGUGUACGUGCACAAGGGGACUCUCCCAUUUCGGAAAAAUUCAAAACAGAGAGCUAUGAUGACUUGAAAGGGAAGCGUGGGACUCACCAAUCAAAUUCAACAAGCUGGAGGAGGGAUUUCUGCACGGCCACCUUCCCAACAAAGGGUUCAUUAGAUUCACAGCCAUCACCUAGCUCAUCAACAUAAGAGCACGAUGAAACA
Messenger RNA from Theobroma cacao (cacao), 651 nucleotides. Lineage: Eukaryota; Viridiplantae; Streptophyta; Magnoliopsida; Malvales; Malvaceae. The record is from RefSeq and is a predicted model, not a curated record.